This is a messenger RNA of Brassica rapa (field mustard), 456 nucleotides long. RefSeq names its product 50S ribosomal protein L33. Gene Ontology annotation, molecular function: structural constituent of ribosome. The record is from RefSeq and is a predicted model, not a curated record. Gene Ontology annotation, cellular component: large ribosomal subunit; ribosome. Gene Ontology annotation, biological process: translation. NCBI's taxonomy places the organism in Eukaryota, Viridiplantae, Streptophyta, Magnoliopsida, Brassicales, Brassicaceae.
UUAUUGUUAUUUCUUACCUUCUUCUCACUCCCGAUUCCUCUCAGCCGUCGUAUCACCGCCUUCUCGUCGCCGUCUGCCAUAGAGUGAAAAAAAUGGGAGACAAGAGGAAGAAGACGUUCAUGUUCAUCCGUCUAGUCUCAGCAGCUGGAACUGGAUUCUUCUAUGUCAAGAGGAAGAGUAGCAAGGGUCUUCUUGAGAAGCUCGAGUUCCGCAAGUACGAUCCUCGUGUCAACCGCCAUGUCCUCUUCACUGAGCAGAAGAUGAAAUGAUCUUUUUUGUCUGUGUUUCAUUGCUUUCGAAGAACAAUUCUCUCUGCAAGUAAUUAGGCAGUUAUCAAUGAAAUAAGCUCUCAAGUUAAGUUGUGGUUUAGACUUUGUAAGCUUCAGUUUUGAGGAUUCUUUUGACCCUUUUAAAAGCAAAAAACGAAAGUGCGUCUCUUUAGAUAAUAGUUUUUUU